Molecule: messenger RNA, 1204 nt
Organism: Rhinichthys klamathensis goyatoka
Lineage: Eukaryota; Metazoa; Chordata; Actinopteri; Cypriniformes; Leuciscidae
Product: ras-related protein Rab-20-like
Exons: 2
Coding region: 22-762 (246 amino acids)
Biological process (GO): intracellular protein transport
Cellular component (GO): endomembrane system
Molecular function (GO): GTPase activity; GTP binding
Source: RefSeq, a predicted model, not a curated record
AGUGUCCUCUCGGUUGAAAUCAUGUCUCCACCUGGGAAAAUGAGAAAGCCCGAUAUUAAAAUGGUUGUCAUAGGAGACAUGAAUGUAGGGAAAACGUCCCUGCUGCAUAGGUACACAGAGAGAAACUUUAAGGACACUUUGAGCACAAUUGGUGGAGCAUUUUUCUUGAAGCAGUGGGGUCCAUACAACAUCUCCAUCUGGGAUACAGCGGGUCGUGAACAGUUCCAUGGUCUGGGCUCCAUGUAUUGUCGUGGCGCUGCAGCCAUCAUUCUCACGUAUGAUGUCACAAACUGGCAGAGCUUUGUAGAGCUUGAAGAUCGCUUCCUCUCUCUCACUGACUCUGCCAAUAGUGACAGCAUAUUUGCCAUCGUGGGCAACAAAGCAGACCUCACUGACCCUCAAGCCCAAGUUAUGACCCCAGAGGAAGUCAGGGCAGAAGAAGGUAGUGUACUUCCCCUUCCAUCCUGCCCCACACCCCCAGACUUUCCCUUGCACAAACAGGUGAAUCAGGAUGAUGCCAUAGCACUUUACAACCGCAUAAUACGCUAUAAGGCAUUAGAGGGCAUCAGUCCACCAGCAGAGAAGAUGUGCUUCGAGACAAGUGCUAAGACUGGAUUUAAUGUAGACGGUAUGUUCGAAACACUCUUUGAUCUGGUGUUGCCAUCCAUCAUUCAAAAACGCUCCCAAAGUGAGUCACCCACAUUGUGUUUGGAGGACUAUGAUGAAGAGGAGAGGAAGAGUAAAGGGGGCUGUUGCACAUGAGAAUAUUUGCUGAAGAGUGUUUGGAGUCAUGCAUGAACAUCCAUCGGUUUACGGACACUGUUACUUGACAGAACUGUUUACUCGCAUCAAAUCUUGUACGUUGUCACAGUAGCCUCAGCUUUGGCUCAUUAGUGUGUGUGUGUGUGUGUGUGAGUGUGUGUGUGAGAGAGAGUCUCUUUAUAUCUACAAGAUAGUCUUGUUUUUCACAAAUCGAGCACAAGGACUUUGAACUUAAAUUACUCAGUGUUUUAGCCCUCAAGUUGUUUAUGUUCUUCUGAACACAUAGUCUCCCUUUUUACAAAGGUGUCAAAUAUUAACAAACGUUUACUGUUACCAAGCAUACUUUUUUUUAAAUCUUUUUAAAAAUGAUUUUAUUUUAAAUUAACUUGCAGUAAGUAAAUUAUGAAAAUGUGUAUUUAAACUGUUUUAUUGACGUGAUUGU